GUGAAUAAUGUCAAAAAUAGAUCCACUUUUAAAACUGAGAUAGAAAUAAUAAAGAGAGAUGUAACAUCUCAUGGAAUAUGAGAAAUAAUUAAGAGAUAAGGAAAUUAGAAAUUCGCAACUGUUGAUGAAAAAAAAAGAAAAACUCUCAGACAUAUCCAUGAAAUAGUUGAAAUUCAAGGAAGAUUUAAAGCAUAAAGCUGAACAGAAAAGGAUGGAAUUCGAGAAAAAUUUAAGUCAAGCUAAAAUGAUCGAAUUAGAGUAAUUAAAAGUAAAGAUAUAUUUUAUAAUUAUAGCAAUCACAACUUCAAGUUAAAAAAACCAUUGAAACAGUUGUAAAGUUUGAAAAUGAAUAUUAAAAAGAAUAAUUGGAUGUCUUACUUAAAAAGAAAUCGGAACACAAUCAUUAAAUUGAAUAAGUUUUGGAAAAUAAAAAACAAAUAGAAAACAAGAAGUUAAAAGAGUUAAGUCAAUCUUUAGAUGCAAAAUUUAAAUCUUCACAAGAAGUAAAUAUGUCACUAAUUUUAACAUAGUUAUAAGAGAAUUUGAACAAGCAAUUAAGUGACAGGUAGAAGUAAGAAUAAUAAAAAUUAUAAACAUAUUUCAAGUAAGUUGAAGAAUAAUAAUAAAAUUUAUAAAAAGAGAGAAUGAAAAAGGGAGAAAUGUUUGAUGAAAAACUUGAUAAAGUGGAAAAGUUGAAAUAAGAAAAAGAAAAAGAAUUGAAAGAAAGAUAAAGGCUGAGAUUAGAAGCUGAUAAAUAAAAAGAAUUGUUAUCUAAAGAAUUUUAGGAAGAAAUUGUGGUAAUUAAUUAACAAUAUCUUUAAGAAAAUGUAAAAGUCAAAUUUUCGCAAGUAGAUUUCAACAUGAACA
Molecule: messenger RNA, 867 nt
Organism: Paramecium octaurelia
Lineage: Eukaryota; Ciliophora; Oligohymenophorea; Peniculida; Parameciidae
Source: the annotation of a GenBank genome assembly